Molecule: messenger RNA, 1275 nt
Organism: Cannabis sativa
Lineage: Eukaryota; Viridiplantae; Streptophyta; Magnoliopsida; Rosales; Cannabaceae
Exons: 2
Coding region: 209-1006 (265 amino acids)
Source: RefSeq, a predicted model, not a curated record
UUUAUUGGACAGAAAAACAAAAUAAAAACAUCAGAAACAAACAAAUGUCAGAUAGGAAGAGAGAAGCUUCGUGUUCGAUUAGCAUGUUCCAUCUCUAAAACACUCCUUACUCCUUAAUUCCUUCUCACACAAUCAACAUAUCACCCUCUAGGGUUAUUCUUAGGCUUUUCUAAUUCUUGACAAAACCAGUGAUGAACGUCCUCAAACAAUGCAUGGAUUCUCAACUGUUGAUGGCUUUGUGGAUAUAACUGAGUGUUUGGCAGAGAUGAUUAAGUACGUCGCAAAUGAACCCUCACUAGGGCUUUUCUAUGUUCAGCAGCACACUCAAAAUGCAGUGCCUGCUGUAAUUCAGCUCAGAAACAAUGUUGUAGAGAAGUCUCAUGAAACAACUUUGCACACUGAAGAUUCAGAGGAUUCAAUAACCAUGGUGAGAUCAAUGAAAGAAUGUGGAUUCCCCAUUGCAGAUGAGAUGAUCAGAGAUAUAAAGAAAUCUUUGUUGAUCAUGUCUACUAAACAACCAAGAAGAGGGUUGAUCCAUGACUCUAGAUCAAGUUUUCAGGCAGAAAAGACAAGCUCUUGGGGACCAGCCAAUUGGGGUUGUCCGGGGGUUUAUGACCAGCUAGACGGUGAAAAAAGUGGCUAUCUUUCAACUGUAUUUAAAUCUGCUAGGAAGAAAGCUAGUAACAUAAAGUGGCCACAACUUGAUUCUGGAGAGUCGCUGCAGAGCAAGGAUGACAAGUUGAUGCUCUAUCCAAGCCGGUCUUUAUCAGUUGAGUCUGCUGCUAGCACUAGUUCAUCUCAGCCAGAUGUGGAAGCUGAUGAACUGCCCUUGUCAAGUAAGAUUACAGAUGAAUCACAAGAACAAAUAGACGCUACUUCACCGUCUCCUAAUUUGGUACCACAGUCAGAGGACUUCGACGAGUUCAAGGCUGUUAAAGCAGCAAAACUAGAGGAGUGGUUAGAAAGGAAUAGCAACAUGGAUAAUCAGAAAGGUGCUAGUGAUUGAGAAGCAACUAAACUUUGAUAUUCUGUGAUAGCUUUAUAUUUAUGGAAAUUUUACAUAAACAUACCAAUUGAAAAAAUAUAUUUUAAUAUAAUGUUAAAUGUUAAUAAUGUGAUGUCUUUUCAAAUUUAAAUUACUAUGGUUGGGUUUUCUAAUCAUUACUCAUUUUGUUGUGUAAUUUGAUUUUAGCCUUUGUUUAUUUAAUAUAAUUGAAAUAUGUGUAAAUGUAUAUACACACUAUAUAAUAUGUAUUUAUUUAUAUGUAUUCCAUU